CUCAUCUCCAAUUGGACGAAAUCAAGCACAACAUUUGAAACUCCUCAGUUCAAUCGGCUUGAUUUAUUCAACAAGGCCAAACGCUUGGAGUCCUCGUGGCAUGCAACCGUGUAGUCCUUCGGGUGUAAUUGCUAUGAUGCCGCCAUCCAAGAGUCCCAUUAUGGAAACCGCCGCCAGCGACAACAGCCAGCAGACCACAAGCAGCUCGGCCGAGGCCAAGCGCAGCUGCCCACUCAAGUUCUCCAUUGCCAAAAUAAUGGAGCCAGACAACAAGCUGCAACAGCAGCAGCAGCCACAACAGCAACAACAACAGCCCGAGCUGGAGCUCUAUGCCGACUCCGAGCGCAGCUGCAGUCCCAUUGAGGUGACUGGCGACGACGAGGAGCCCGCUGUCAACUACGACUCGGCAUUUAAAAAAUACGUUCCCGGCCACAUCAGCGCCACUGCCGCUACCACAGUCAAUCCCGCUGCCUCCUCGGCGGUGCAACAAUUUGUCAGCACGCGCCACCAGGAGCUGCUCUCGCAGUAUCCGCUGCUCUACUAUGCGCCCAAUCAGCUCAUGUGCGCCGCUGCCGCUGCACAAUACGCUGCUCUGACCGCUCAGCAGCAGUCGCUGGCCAAUGCGGCACACCUGAGCAGCUUCACCGCUUCGCUGAAUGCCACACUGCAUCAUUCGCAGUCGCUGCGCCGCAAUCUCAAUCAUCCGCUGGCAGCAGCUGCCGCCGCCGCAGCCGCCGCUGUGGCUCAAUCCGCGCAGCAGCAACCAGCGCAGUCAGCGUUGGAGAAGUCACCACUGCCAGCGCGCGCCCAUGCCCACAGCCAUGUGACGCCGCAUGUGAGUCUCAAGCGCAAGCGUUCGCCACAGUUGGAGCUACGCACGCCGCCGCCAGCUGCGUUGACGCGUGCCUCAGUCUCGGGCAGCGCCUCGUCGCUGCGUUCGCGCUCACGCUCGCCCUCACCGCAAGGCUCGCUUGAGGACGGCAGUCCGGGCAGCGCCAAUGGCGGCAAGCCCAAGACAUUCAGCUGCCUGGAAUGCGGCAAGGUCUUCAAUGCGCACUACAAUCUGACGCGGCACAUGCCCGUGCAUACGGGCGCGCGUCCGUUUGUCUGCAAGGUGUGCGGCAAGGGCUUUCGCCAGGCCUCGACGCUCUGCCGGCACAAGAUCAUCCAUACGUCGGAGAAGCCGCACAAGUGCCAGACCUGCGGCAAGGCCUUCAAUCGCAGCUCCACCUUGAACACCCACGCACGCAUCCACGCCGGCUACAAGCCCUUCGUCUGCGAAUACUGCGGCAAGGGCUUCCACCAGAAGGGCAACUACAAGAACCACAAGCUCACCCACAGCGGCGAGAAGGCCUACAAGUGCAACAUCUGCAACAAGGCCUUCCACCAGAUCUACAAUCUCACCUUCCACAUGCACACGCACAACGACAAAAAGCCGUACACGUGUCGCGUCUGCGCCAAGGGCUUCUGCCGCAACUUCGAUCUGAAGAAGCACAUGCGCAAGCUCCACGAGAUUGUCAGCGACGGACUGGACGACGAGCUGCCGCCCGCCUAUGAGCGGCGACGCGAGUACACGCGACGUGAGCCGCUCGCCGCCAGCCAGCUGACGCCGGACUCCUCCUCGGGCAGUCUGUCGCCGCCCAUUAAUGUCACCACGCCGCCGUUGUCCAGCGGCGAGAUGAGCAAUCCCGCCUGGCCACGCCAGCACUAUCCCAGCGCCAGCACUGCCAGCAGCGCCUCUGCCACGCCCAGCAGUCACUUCAGUCAAUUGCAUGCCCCAUCAUCGCAUGCGCAUCAUCAUCAUCCGCAGCAGCUGCAGGCGCCCAGCGAUUACCACGCCGGCUCCUCCUUUCUGCAGUUGACCCAUCCGCAUGCCACACAGCAGCUGGCGCAGCAGCAGCAGCCACGUCUCAGCGCCGCCGCCGCUCUGGACAGCGUGCCCUUCAUAGCCAAGGUCUUCUGACAGCGCUACUAUGCCGACAAU
This is a messenger RNA of Drosophila busckii, 1984 nucleotides long. Its product is annotated as fez family zinc finger protein erm. NCBI's taxonomy places the organism in Eukaryota, Metazoa, Arthropoda, Insecta, Diptera, Drosophilidae. The record is from RefSeq and is a predicted model, not a curated record.